This is a messenger RNA of Drosophila elegans, 4066 nucleotides long. RefSeq names its product meiosis regulator and mRNA stability factor 1 (gene Marf1). The record is from RefSeq and is a predicted model, not a curated record. Gene Ontology annotation, molecular function: nucleic acid binding. Bases 240 to 3920 code for a protein of 1226 amino acids. NCBI's taxonomy places the organism in Eukaryota, Metazoa, Arthropoda, Insecta, Diptera, Drosophilidae. The transcript has 6 exons.
GAUCUGGGAGAGGUGAAAGUGGGUUUUACGAGUUUGGAGACUUCCAAUCCCAGCUUUAUCAACCACAAUCUAAAGCAUUGCCGCCUGCCGCUUUAAACACUGUCAACGACACUCCUGGGACAUUAGGAGCAAGCCAAUUGCACUUAAAAAAAAAUUGGAUACCUGGAUACACUCCACCUUCCGAACUGCUUACAGGAAAGUAUCUAGUCGGGGGACAAGUGCAAUCUAUACUCCUUCCAAUGCCCGGCCAUCUGAAUGUGUGCCAGUAUGCACAUGCCAACGAUACUACCUCCUGCUACAAUCGUAACCGAUACAUGCCGUAUAACCCCAAUCGAGCUUUCGUGGCUGCAGCUAUUUCCGGCCAAUCUCAGCUCCGAAGCCAUCCAAGGCCCAAGCAACAGCCGGUUGCAGCGUUACCCUCUCAAACAUAUCAAACGAACGUUCCGAUUUAUCAGAGCAAUAGCAAGAGUGCCCUAACACAGACUUUGUCCACCGCUCCAAUAGCAGCCAGCGGCCCCGCGAAAAGAUCUCUUAGUAUCGUCAGCAAUAACCGUUUAGUGGCAGAUAUUUCCCUUACCAACGGCAACUCCACGGUUGCACCUAAAGCGGAAAAGUAUUUCGCCGGGGCCAUAACAAAUGCGUCAGUCACUGAAAUGGUAAUUGGCGAUGGAGGGCCAAAUUGUGAAGCGGUUGCCAAGGUGAUGGAGCCCAGCGACACAGUAACUUUACAGAUCACCAAUCUGGACUACUCGCUGGACGAGUCAAGACUCCACAGCUUUCUAAUGAAUCAACUCAAACCCAUUACCCCGGUUGUGUCGCUAGUCUUCGAGGGAAGUUCCUAUGCCAAAGUUACUGUACCGGAUCUUUAUUUUGCCAAGCAGGUCGUCUCUAACUUGCAUCGCAAAAAGAUUGGACACAAGCGCAUGUUAGUCAGUUACACUCGCGAUUCCUCCUUGACUGAGAUCAAGACGCUUCGUUGCCAGGUCGCGGGGCUCCUAAAGGAUGUCCCCUACUAUGCACUCCCCAUGUAUAAGUUCAGAGAGCUCUUUCAGUCCCGCUUUAAAACCUCAAUCAGUGUUCUGGACUUGUAUAAAAUGCAGGACAUAUGUACCAUCAAUUCAGACAUCAACGAGGAUAAGUUCAUCAGUUUAAAGCCGGAACUAGUGAACACCCUCGAGAGCUCACCGUUAAUGGAAGGUCUUCAACACAGCGUUCCCUACUGUAGUAUUCAUCUUAAGAGAGAGCAACACAAGGGAUGGGCUGAGCAGGAAAUCGAACCGUUGCCAAAUGUCCACAUGACCAUUUCGGAGAUUCAGAAACUGAUAUACCCGCUGCUGAGGGUGCAUCCGGGAGACAUUCCAGUGGCUACCCUACUUCACUGCAUUAAAGGGCAACUUAAAGCUUCAAUAGUGCCGAAUGAAAGCGGUGUCAACUUGGAGCAUUUGGUUUGCUGUGUCCAAGGAAUUCAGAUUCAGAUGAAUAACUUUGGUAUUAAAAUUCUAGGCUGGUUGGAGCUAAGCAAGGAUAUGCCCUUGCAAGCUACUGGCAGCUCAAAUGCAAAUAGCCUAAACGUCAGUGACCGUGCUAAUUGUUCGGGAGGGAGCUACUUCAAAAAUUCUGUUGCCGAUCCGCUCUUUCAAAUCUCCCGCGAGGUAAUCGAGUUAGUUAAGAUGUCGCCAAAAUCUACUAUGAAGUUUAAUCGCUUUAUUCCGGCCUAUCACAAUCACUUUGGAAAACAAUGUAGAGUGGCAGACUAUGGAUAUACAAAGCUAAUCGAACUCUUUGAGGCAUUGUCUUCUGUGGUGCAGAUCAUGGGAGACGGCGAAAAUCGACAGAUCACGCUGACGCAUCGCACUCAAAUACGUAGGUUCACCUCAGACCUAUUGCGUGUUCUUCGCGCUUUCGGUAACAAUUCUGUGCUGCUUUCUCAGUUGCCGGGAAUUUUUUCCCAAGCCCUAAAUCGGAGUUUCGACGUCACGGAUUAUGGAGUGUGCGACAUUGCAGACAUACUAGAUGGCUUGGUGAACUCGAACAUCGUCGUUCUAAGCAAUGUACAGCACGGAAAAGAUAUUCUUAUAUCAAUGCCAAAACGCAAACAGACUAGCAGUGAGUUGGAGAAAACAAGUGUGUUCGCCGGUGAAAUGGUGGAGCUCUUAAAGAAUUCCCUUCAGUACUCUGUUCAGUUUCAAAAGUUUGUAAGAUCCUACCAUUAUCACUUCGCCUACCAAUGUCGUCUCAGUGACUACGGCUUCCUUAAGUUGGCAGACCUUAUGGAUGCUAUUCACGGCUUAGUCGAGAUGGAGUUGACCAAUGAUGAAGACAAGAAAAUAAUACUCUCACCAAAAGUGGCUAGACGUGUGUUUGGUGAGCAAUGUGAGGAUCUUAUACGUAGCGUUACUGGCAGUGCAACACACUGUAUGAAGCUAGAUCAGGUGUUAAAGCUUCACAAAAAGAAAUAUGGCUACCAGAUUCAACCUAAGACUCUGGGAGUCUCGGAUAUGGUUACGGCAGUUAAGCUGUUGCCCUACGUUGAGUUAAAGCAGAAAGAUCAGACAAUUUGGCUUAUCUGUCAUAAUAAUGACGUACAGUUUCGCCUUCUUUGCUAUAGAGCAUGUAAGCAUCUCGUUCAGCGGGACCUUUCGGCAUCGGUUUUGUCACCAGCAACAAAUUAUGCCAAUUUAGGAGCUCAAUCUUCAAUAUUACCAAGAGCUUCUCAGAAGACUCAAUUUGUAAGCGAAUUCAAUGCUAAGCACAAAAUCCAGAUCACCGAGCAGGCUCUUUCAGCCAUGCGACAUGCAAUUGAGAUUUAUAAUAGCGACGGCAUACAGUAUGUUCGCCUAACCGGAUUCAUGAAACUGUUAAUUGCCAUUGUGCGUAUACUAGAACAGCGGCCAAGCAUGUAUCUAUGCGACAUCAAAAACGCUUUGGACAGUGACUUUGCUUCUAUUUUUGAGUUUGGAUUCCCCAAUCUCUAUUCAGUGAUUGCAGCACAUGAAGACCUCUUUACGGUGAACAAUGGACCAACCCAGGAACGGAGCGAUGUUUCUCUGAAUCCUAACUGCGAGUUGCGUCAUAUUUCAUUAAUAAAUCAACACUUGGGUGGCCUCGCAAAGAUGUCCAAUGUAAAGCAUAUAGCACAAGUCAGCUUCCGUACUCCCAUAGACGAGCAUGUCAACCUCCUACCAACUCAGUCCCCACAAAGUAGCCUAUCAAUGGCCAACGAUUGUGCGAAGACCGUUGUCAAUACGUGCAACUUUAAGUUUAAUAACUUUCAAUCUUAUGACGAUCUCUUUGCGACGGAUAAUUACAUCAUUUCACCGCUGGCCAAUUCUUUUAUUGACUCAUCAUUGCUCAAUAGUUUCGGGUCAGCUCUUGAAAGUGGUAGUUUGUGUAAAAGUUUCUGCAACAAAGAGAACUCGAUGAACUCAUCGAGUCAAUUAUUAAACAGUUCAUUAAACUCGUCUAACGAGCUAAAUGCGAGUCUCGGAGCUGGAGAUUUAGCUAAUAUAACCUCCAGCACAGCCAUCUCAUCGGAUACUUUAUAUGAUCACUCAUCGUUCAAACUUUGUCAUAGACGUAAUGCAUGCUUUAAUAAGCUUUGUAAAAACAUGCCGAUUCAUUUGGAUAGUGACACUGAUGAAACCAGCAAUUUGGUCAGCGGACCGUCAAUAGGAUCUAUUUAUGAGCCUCUGAAAAAUGAAACGCCAACAACAAAGCAACAGAAACUAUCUUUUUGGAAUGAUCCCAUUUGGAGCGCACGAUCGGAUCAGCCGAGGCACAAUAUUCUCAACAUACGACUACCUGAGCUUAAAACAAAUAAUAUGUUCCCUAUAUUGCUUUCACCCUAUACCAUUUCAAAAAACGAGAACUUAAAAAGGCAGCUGUUUAAUUUUGAAAAUCAUGUUCGUAAAAUUGCCUAAUGCAGUAUGUUCUUUCUUUAUUUGUAUUGAUUUUGGCUAAUGUUAAUUCCAUACACUACCGUAUUCGAAUAGCAAACUGAAAAUAAGAGAGCGCCUUGGAAUAAUUUUCUAGAUGAUUACAUUUGUUAAAUUAUACAUUUUAUAUA